This is a messenger RNA of Eutrema salsugineum, 1284 nucleotides long. RefSeq lists its product as uncharacterized. Bases 1 to 1284 code for a protein of 427 amino acids. The record is from RefSeq and is a predicted model, not a curated record. Lineage: Eukaryota; Viridiplantae; Streptophyta; Magnoliopsida; Brassicales; Brassicaceae. The transcript is spliced from 4 exons.
AUGCAGCUAGUUUGCAACAAAAAAUUUGAGAUAUGGAGCCUCAUAGGUUCAACUCUCGUACACUUUUCUUUGAAUGAGUUUGAACUUAUUACUGGGCUCAAUUGCAACUAUGUGGAAAAGCUUAAAGAUACGAAGGUUGAGGUUACUGAUGAAAUGCAAGAAUUCUGGGAGCAAAUGGGAGUAAAUCAGGAAUUGGGCGUGAGUACUGAAGAUUUGAUAGAAGCUUGUAAUGAUUGUGGAUCAUGGUCUCGUAAGGAUCGGUUGAGGAUAGGAUACCUAAGCAUUUAUUCUUCUUUUAUUGAAGCACGAAAACCAUCUUCAGCUACUCGGGUUAGUUUGGCUAGGCUAGUGAUGGAUUUAGAUGCGUUUGAGAAUUACCCUUGGGGAAGAGUCGUCUUAAAGAACCUGAUUCGGUCGGUGAAAGAGAAAGAUAUUACGAAGUCGUCGUACACGAUUAAAGGUUUUGUACAAAUUCUCCAAGUUUGGAUUUACUUUUCUCUUCUUGAAUUUGCUGCUAGAUUUGCUGAACCUAUUCCAAACGACCCUACUCCACCACUGCUAGCUUAUAAAGGAUCCAGAGGGAGAAAGUUUAUGAAAGAGAAUAUGCUGAGACAGACAUGUAUAAACAACUACGCUGUUAAGGAUUUCGAGCAGAUGUUUUCAGUCUGGGAAGAUGAUGAUCAUGAUGAAGAAGAUGUGAAAACUGGCAACAUUGUGCGAGCAAUGUUUGGACACUUUGGCACUCUACCAUGGAAAUGGGAGAGAAAUCAUUGGCCUCCAACAGGUGUGACCAAGUCCAAUAACGUAAAGUCUGAAGUGGUGGUUGACCUGAAAAGGAGAUCGGAAUCACUCGGUGAUGAAGAAAGAUCAUUGGAAGAUUGCUUCCAGAAGAUGAUGACUGAGUUGAGUAGUUGUGAAUCUCAGAUCAAACAACUCAACACAAAACUGGUAGCUAUCGAGCAAAAUUUAGAAGCCGUUACAGGUGGCCUAAAGAAGGAUGUGACUGAUGGAGAAGAGUUCAAGUCCGCGGAAAAUCCAGAGGAUCCGAAACCCUGUGACGAAAUUCCGACAGACAUAAAUCUUGACAUUAGGAGUAAUUUUAAGUCCAUGCAAGAUGAUCAAAAUAAUGUUCCGAGUGAGAGCGUGAAUGAUGGUAAGGAUGCAAGUGUUGAACCAAGCACCGUCAUGGUUGAUAAAGACAAAUGCGACAUUGACUUUGAGGCGUUCCAGCAAGAGAAAGCAGACAAAAGCAAGAAAGCGGCACAUUGCACGAGCAAAGAGUGA